Gopherus flavomarginatus (Mexican gopher tortoise) is the source of this 2041-nucleotide messenger RNA. RefSeq names its product neuroplastin (gene NPTN). The transcript has 8 exons. The record is from RefSeq and is a predicted model, not a curated record. NCBI's taxonomy places the organism in Eukaryota, Metazoa, Chordata, Testudines, Testudinidae. The coding region runs from base 110 to 952 and encodes 280 amino acids.
UGGCGCUGCGGUAGGAGGUCGGAGGCAGAAGGACGGAGUCGAUCGCUUCUCGUUGUCGCCUCCCCUACCGCCUCGGGCCGUGUCGCGCUGUGUCCGGCCUGAGAGGAGGAUGUCGGGCUCCGGGUCGUUCCCCCUCGCGGCCUGCCUGUUGCUGGCUGCCGCCAGCCUCAUCUCGGGUCCCGCCGCAGCGCAGAACGAGCCCAGGAUCAAUGCCAGCGAGGAAGUGACCAUUCACCAGUCUAGUCCUCCCAUCAUCCUGCAAUGUAACCUCACCACAAGUCCCAGCCCCCUCACUUACAGCUAUUGGGUGAAGAAUGGGGAAGAAAUUUCUGGCACUAAGAAGAAUUCCAACACCACAGAGCACAAGAUUUUGAAACUCCGAGCAGACGAGUCGGGGGAAUACUUAUGUGUGUUCGUGUUUGCUAACUCGCCUGUAGCCAACGCCACUAUAGAAGUGAAAGCUAGUCCUGAUAUCACUGUCCACAAGCGAAGUGAGAACAAAAAUGAAGGGCAGGAAGCGGUCAUGUAUUGCAAGUCUGUGGGCUUCCCCCAUCCCGACUGGGUGUGGCGCAAGAAGGUCAAUGGAGUAUUUGCGGAAAUCAACAACUCCUCUGGCCGAUUCUUCAUUACAAAUAAAGACAAUUACACUGAGCUGAGUAUCACAAACCUCCAGAUAAGUGAGGAUCCCGGCGAGUAUGAGUGCAAUGCAACCAAUAUAAUUGGCUCUACCUCUGCCACCACCAUCCUGCGAGUGCGCAGCCACUUGGCCCCUCUCUGGCCCUUCUUGGGGAUAUUGGCAGAGAUUAUCAUCCUUGUUGUUAUCAUAGUGGUUUAUGAGAAGAGGAAGCGGCCAGAUGAAGUCCCAGACGACGACGAACCAGCUGGGCCAAUGAAAAGCAAUUCUACAAACAAUCACAAAGAUAAAAACUUACGCCAGAGAAACACAAAUUAAAAAUAAUGCGUAUAAUAGCUUUAAGUUUCUGAGAGACUGAUGGCAAUAUAACCUGCUAAAUUAAUGGUUGGAACUCUUGGUUCUAGAACUCCAGUUCUAUUUGAUUUUUCCUUUCAAGUGAGCAACAAUAUGACUGUCUAAAAAAGCAUGCCUUAUUUAGCCUGUCCUGUAAGGAUGACGUACCCAGACACAUUUUAACAAUGCUUCAGUGUAGAAGGUGUAAACUAUUUUGGGCUUGAUGUGCUGUGAAUGUUGCUUUUUUCCCUUAAGGUAUUUAAACAUUAGAAGUAAAGUCAAAUCAUGCAUGCGCCAUUUUUUACUUUCUUAAUGUAGCUGUUAAAUUGGCAAAGCUCUAAAAUGCACUGCUGCCAUCUAGUGAUAACUUUUUGUAAAGUACAGCAAAACCUAAAAAUAUAUACAGUAUAUAUUUAUAUUUUUUGGGAAGAGGAAAACCAAAAUACAGUAAGUGUUUCAUUUUUAAGCUGCUGAUAUUCAUUCCUUAUAUUGUAUGUCUGAGAGAUGAGAGAAUUAUACUGUUCUGAUACUUAAAGAGGAGUAAUAUAAGUUGAAAUUAUUUUAAGGGCUUAACCUAUAUAGAAAGAUUUGGGUGUCCUGUAAUCAAAGACUUUAAAAGCUGGAACAGUCCAACAAGUGGUGAUGAAUUGUAGUACAAACUUCAGUUUAUAAAUAUAUGUGUGUGUGUGUGUGUGUGAUUGCUUUUUAAGUGUGGUGUUUGUUUUUUUUGUUAAAUCAUGUAAAUUCUCAAAUCCUUUUGCACUGAUGUGUUCAACAUAUUCUUGUACAUUCAAUUCAGGCAACUUUUAUAAUUUACUUUUUUGUUUUAAAUGAUGUUGAAAUGUUACAGCAUGGUGAUAGUCUAUGCAACUAGUAAUACUCUUCAGUUUUACACUGUAAUUUCUCAUGUUCAUUUAAAGAUUGAUUGUAGAAUUACAGACCUAACAGGGUUCUCAUGCCGUGCAUAACUGUAGAUGCAUGAACUUGUGUUCUGUGUAUUUGUUGAAGUGCAAUGAUGUAUAAAAAGUGGAUUCACCUGUUUUUAAAAAUAAAACACUGACCAAAAAAACCCCA